CCUCGGGGCUGGGAGAGGGCGUGGGGGCGGCACCUCACGUCUGGUACAGUCAUCCCAAGCCUCUUCGGCGGGACUGUGAUGGCUGGAGAGAUGACGAUCUUAGGAUCAGCUGUUUUGACUCUUCUGUUGGCUGGCUAUUUGGCACAACAGUAUUUACCGUUGCCUACUCCUAAAGUGAUUGGCAUUGACCUUGGUACCACCUACUGUUCUGUCGGGGUGUUUUUUCCUGGUACGGGAAAAGUAAAGGUCAUUCCAGAUGAAAAUGGGCAUAUCAGUAUACCCAGCAUGGUGUCGUUUACUGACAGUGAUGUAUAUGUGGGUUAUGAAAGCUUAGAGCUGGCAGAUUCAAAUCCUCAGAACACAAUAUAUGAUGCCAAGAGAUUCAUAGGCAAGAUUUUUACCCCAGAAGAGCUGGAGGCUGAAGUUGGCAGAUACCCAUUUAAGGUUUUAAACAAAAACGGAAUGGUUGAGUUUUCUGUGACAAGUAAUGAGACCAUCACCGUUACCCCAGAAUACGUUGGCUCUAGACUAUUGUUGAAGUUAAAGGAAAUGGCAGAGGAAUAUCUUGGAAUGCCAGUUGCCAAUGCUGUUAUUUCUGUACCAGCAGAAUUCGAUCUAAAACAGAGAAAUUCAACAAUUGAAGCGGCUAACCUUGCAGGACUGAAGAUCUUGAGGGUAAUAAAUGAACCCACAGCGGCAGCUAUGGCCUAUGGCCUCCACAAAGCUGAUGUCUUUCAUGUCUUGGUGAUAGAUUUGGGCGGAGGAACUCUAGAUGUGUCAUUGCUGAAUAAACAAGGAGGAAUGUUUCUAACCCGAGCAAUGUCUGGAAACAAUAAACUUGGAGGACAGGACUUCAAUCAAAGACUUCUUCAGUAUUUAUAUAAACAGAUCUAUCAAACAUACGGCUUUCUACCCUCUAGGAAAGAGGAAAUUCACAGAUUAAGACAAGCUGUGGAAAUGGUCAAAUUAAAUCUGACUCUUCAUCAGUCUGCUCAGUUGUCAGUAUUACUAACAGUGGAGGAAAAGGACAAGAAGGAGCCUCAGAGUAGUGACACUGACCUGCCAAAGGACAGAUUUUCUCCUGCUGAUGGCCACCAUGUGAACAGUGUGGUUGGAGCUGGGCUUUCUGAAAAGAAAAGUGGAGAAAGUCAGGUGUUAUUUGAAACAGAAAUAUCACGGAAGCUCUUUGACACCCUUAAUGAAGAUCUCUUCCAGAAAAUACUUGUACCCAUUCAGCAAGUAUUAAAAGAAGGCCACCUGGAGAAGACUGAGAUCGAUGAGGUGGUUUUGGUUGGGGGUUCUACUCGUAUUCCUCGAAUCCGCCAAGUCAUUCAGGAGUUCUUUGGGAAGGAUCCCAACACUUCUGUAGACCCUGACCUGGCAGUGGUGACAGGAGUGGCUAUCCAAGCAGGGAUUGAUGGGGGCUCCUGGCCUCUCCAAGUCAGUGCUUUAGAAAUUCCCAAUAAGCAUUUACAAAAGACCAACUUCAACUGAAUUAUGGAGGAAUGAUUAUUUGUGAUUGUCUGAUGAGCAUUUCCUCUUUAUCAGACCACCUCCUCCAAUAAAGAAAAGUCUAAAAUACUCAGAAAUUUACCUGAAAGGUAGCAUUUAGAUACACAGAAUUUUACAUAACAUUUGGUUUUAGGAUUAAAUGUGACCAGAUUGAGCCUACGUGAUUUUGGAGAGAUCUCAUUCCAACAAAUAAUUUUCACAUGAUAGAGUUGAAGUAAAACUGUUGCAGGAGCAUGGGUGGUUUUAUUUUCUGGAUUCUGUAAGUAGAUAACCACAUGCACUUAAAAGGACAUUCUGUAAACAUUGCCUAGUGCCAAUAUUACGAUUCCCAGUUCUUACUAAAUUGUAUUAGCAGGAGCUGGUAAUUGAUUUACUUGGAUAUCACAUGUAACUAUUAGUUUGAACUAUACUUGAAGGACAGUAUUGGUGUCAGGUUUUUACAUUGGCUGGGAGAUAGCAGUAUUAGGAAUAUAAGCUGCAUAUAUAAUGUUCAGUAACUGCCAUAUUAUGUAAUAAAUUUACUUUCACAAAUUCC
Messenger RNA from Lontra canadensis (Northern American river otter), 2047 nucleotides. RefSeq names its product heat shock protein family A (Hsp70) member 13 (gene HSPA13). Gene Ontology annotation, molecular function: ATP-dependent protein folding chaperone; ATP hydrolysis activity; ATP binding. Lineage: Eukaryota; Metazoa; Chordata; Mammalia; Carnivora; Mustelidae. The record is from RefSeq and is a predicted model, not a curated record. Gene Ontology annotation, cellular component: cytoplasm; plasma membrane; nucleus. Gene Ontology annotation, biological process: protein refolding; cellular response to unfolded protein; vesicle-mediated transport. Bases 79 to 1494 code for a protein of 471 amino acids. The transcript is spliced from 5 exons.